ACAAAACUUGCCAAUGGCACCUCCAGUAUGAUUGUGCCCAAGCAAAGAAAACUGUCUGCGAGCUAUGAGAAGGAGAAGGAACUCUGCGUCAAGUAUUUUGAACAGUGGUCUGAGUCUGACCAGGUGGAGUUUGUGGAGCACCUCAUCUCCCAGAUGUGUCACUACCAGCAUGGACAUAUAAACUCAUACCUCAAACCCAUGUUACAGCGGGACUUCAUCACUGCACUGCCAGCUCGGGGAUUGGAUCACAUCGCUGAGAACAUUCUAUCAUACCUGGAUGCCAAAUCGUUGUGUGCUGCUGAGCUGGUGUGCAAGGAGUGGUACCGGGUGACGUCAGAUGGCAUGCUGUGGAAGAAGCUCAUCGAGAGAAUGGUCAGGACAGACUCGCUGUGGAGGGGGUUGUCAGAGAGGAGAGGAUGGGGACAAUACCUAUUUAAAAAUAAACCUCCUGAUGGGACUGCACCACCCAACUCUUUCUACAGAGCACUUUACCCCAAAAUUAUACAAGACAUAGAGACAAUAGAGUCAAACUGGCGAUGUGGAAGGCACAGUUUACAGAGGAUCCACUGCCGAAGUGAGACAAGCAAAGGGGUUUAUUGUUUACAGUAUGAUGAUCAGAAGAUAGUAAGUGGCCUACGAGACAAUACUAUUAAGAUCUGGGAUAAGAAUACGUUGGAAUGCAAGCGAAUUCUCACCGGACACACGGGUUCUGUCCUGUGCCUCCAGUAUGAUGAGCGGGUGAUCAUUACUGGAUCUUCAGACUCAACAGUCAGGGUGUGGGAUGUGAACGCGGGCGAGAUGCUGAACACGCUGAUCCACCACUGCGAGGCGGUUCUGCACCUCCGCUUCAAUAACGGCAUGAUGGUGACCUGUUCCAAGGACCGCUCCAUCGCCGUGUGGGACAUGGCCUCCCCGACAGAUAUCACCCUGAGGAGGGUCCUGGUAGGGCACCGAGCUGCUGUCAACGUAGUGGACUUUGACGACAAGUACAUUGUGUCAGCAUCAGGUGACAGAACUAUAAAGGUAUGGAACACUAGUACCUGCGAAUUUGUGCGCACCUUAAAUGGCCACAAACGAGGCAUUGCAUGUCUGCAGUACAGAGACAGGCUAGUAGUGAGCGGCUCUUCAGAUAAUACCAUCAGGCUGUGGGAUAUCGAGUGCGGGGCGUGUUUGCGAGUCCUGGAGGGCCAUGAAGAGCUGGUGAGAUGCAUACGCUUUGAUAACAAGAGGAUAGUCAGUGGGGCGUAUGAUGGGAAAAUUAAGGUAUGGGAUCUUGUGGCUGCUUUGGAUCCCCGUGCUCCAGCAGGGACCCUCUGCUUGCGAACCCUUGUGGAGCAUUCUGGAAGAGUCUUUCGGCUUCAGUUUGACGAGUUCCAGAUUGUCAGCAGCUCACAUGAUGACACCAUUCUCAUCUGGGAUUUUCUGAAUGACCCAGCUGCACAAGCAGAAUCCACUCGUUCCCCGUCCAGAACAUACACCUACAUCUCAAGAUAAAUAACACUACAGUGUACCUCACACUCGCACAGGACUCAUUUAAGCUGCAGUAUUUAAAUUAUCUGCCAAUGCCAGGACAAAAGAACUAUCCACGUAACCAAUACUUGCUGAAGAGAGACACUCUCAGACUUGUUUCUGGAACAAAGUUGGCAUGCGGUUGAUCUCAGACAGGGUCUACUCAGCGUGGCUGACUGCUAAAGUGCUGCUAUAUCAGAAGAUGACUUUUAUCUUUCAUGAACGGUUAACAUUUUUAAACCUUCCCA
Molecule: messenger RNA, 1757 nt
Organism: Merops nubicus (carmine bee-eater)
Lineage: Eukaryota; Metazoa; Chordata; Aves; Coraciiformes; Meropidae
Gene: BTRC
Product: beta-transducin repeat containing E3 ubiquitin protein ligase
Exons: 11
Molecular function (GO): protein dimerization activity
Source: RefSeq, a predicted model, not a curated record